GGCGCGAAGUUCAGUGGUUGAGUUAGCAAACAAAAUGGCGUCACAGCCAACAAGUGCAGUAAGAUUAUCUGACAGGACGGAGAGACUACCCACUCCUCUAAGGAAAGAAGACCUCAGAUGACUGACUUUCCUGUGGAUCACGGCGUCCUCUCUGGGCUCGAUCACACCAGUGUGGAUGGGAGGAGGAGGGUGAGGUUUGGGGUGGGGAGGCGAUGGGAGGUGGGAGAGUAGAGUGGGUGAGGUUUGCCGUCCUCCUGUCACCCUCAGAGGGAGCCCCUCCCUGAGUUCCUGCCCAGCCUGAAGGGAAAGUCCAGCUCACUUCAACCUGAGAGACUCACUGAGAGUAGCUGUUCGCUCCACUGCUCGUCUUGAUCAUCCUCACCCCCAGCAGUACCAUCUUCAUCUCCGUCCCCAUCUCCACCUCCUUCAGCUCUUCUCCCAUGGCUGCCGCCUCCAACUCCUCGCAGAAGGUAAAGAACAUGGUGAUCGCCCUGCUGGCGCUCUGGUCCAUCAUCUCGCUCAUCAUCAUCGUGGUGUGGGCGACGUCUCCAGACCUGAAGAGCUCGGCUCAGUGCCGCGCCGAGCUGCAGGAGGUGACGGAGAAGAUGGAGGGGGCCAAGGUGGUGUAUAACAAGAACAAAGUGGCUCUGGAGGAGAUGGUGGAGGCAGAGCGGGAGGAGCGGGUUCGUCAUAAAGCUGAGAUCCUGGUGCUGCUGGAACGCCUCAACACCACCAACGCCACGCUGGAGGAGUGCCAGCAGGAGAAUGUCAUCCUGAACGGGAACAUCAGCGUCCUGCAGGAGAAGAUCGAGCAGCUCCGUCAGACGGAGGCGAACCUCACGGCUCAGCUCAGCCUGCAGGAAGAUCAAAUCGAGGCCCUGCAGCAGAACGUGACCCAGACGGUCCUAGAGACCAUGUCCUGCUACAAUCUGAACACUGCUGCUAAGAGUCACAUGCUGGCCGCUGAGAACCAAAUCAAAGCUUGCGAGGUGGGACGGCAGUACCUGCAGAAACAGCUUCAGAAGUGUAAAGAAGUGGAAUCUGAAGCUCCAUCACAGCUGCAGCCGCAGGCGGCCACGACCCGCCCCUCCUCCCCCGCUGUCACCGCCUCACCCCUCGCUGGUAUUCCUGUGCUGACGCUGCUCGUCUUCAGCGCUCUGCAUCUGAUAACUUGAUUUUGGCGAGGUGUCCACUUGUCAAGCGACGGCAAGCACUGUGUUCCAGGACGGGCGGAGCCUGGAUGGACCGAAUGACUGCUGUACAAACUUCCUGUCUACACAACAAGCAGAUCACCAUGGAGACGCUGACCCGUCUGCGCUGUUAUAGAAUGAAUGAUUGGACACAAACUUUGCUGAGACGUUCACCGACUGAUUACAGACUGCUGCUUCACCACUGUUUUCUGUUUUAAAGCUUUACAGAGACCAACGUUCUUCCUGAAGCUGAACUUUGUGCUGCUGCUUUGUCACACUGCAGCCUGUUUUAACAUUCAGGUUACAAAUCAUUGGUCAGUUUUUAGAUCGAUUUGCUUUCAGACAGCCGUUACUUUCAUUUUGUUGUCAUGAAAAUCUACACCCAAAGUGACAGAAAUAAUCCGUUAGAGCUGGAACAUUCAGGGAAAUUAGAAAUUUGAGAAUUGGCUGCUGAGUAGAGAAACAAAGUGAUGUCAGGGAGACUCUUAAAGUGACAUCAAAGAAGAGCAGUGAAAACAUGGCAUGAUUUUACAAAAUAAACGUCCACAACGAUUAUUUGAUAUUUAACAUUUUUUGUCAUUUUUGUCAUUUGACGCAUUAAUUCAGAAACUCUGCAAAUUCUGCUGUAAUUUGUUUCAUCUUGGUUUCCUGGUUUUGAUUUUCGAACAGGAGAGCGUUGUGUUCACUGGUCUGUCAUCUGCCUUGGUGUUUAAUCACAGACCCAAGGGAUUUAUUCUUUGACGUGGGCUGUGAUGGAUUCUCUCCCUGCAGGAAGUGAUUGAUUAAAACCAAUCAAAUCGAUCUAAGAACUGAUUUAUUGUGAAAGCUAUUGCCCUGUUUAUAUCUGACUCUAACAUCUGGUCUGAAUCAGGAUUAAAGAUGGAACAUGAGUUGUCGUGAGGUGCAAGGACAUCCCAGCAUGCACUUGGCUCAGCAGCCCCACCUACAGUCUGUGUGCAGACUAACAACCAACACGGCUGAUAGUCACUGAUUUUCUUCCUUACUGUUCCUUACCUGUAAAACAGUAAACUAUGAGUAUCAGCAGAUACUGAUCAGUGAUCUAUGAUUUAAUCUUUAAUUAGAUAACAAUAGACAUCAUUAUCAUGAACAGCUGAUCCAGAGUCAGAUCUAAACGGGGUCAAAGUUUCUGUUUGUUGUUUCACCGUAUCCUUUUUAUGAAGCUUGAAGCUCCUGCAGCUGACCAACGACUUGACUUUUAGAAGCUUUUAUCUAAUUUGAAGGGUGAGUGGGUGGGAUGGGUUGGAGGGGUUUCGUAAUGUGGGG
Scatophagus argus is the source of this 2474-nucleotide messenger RNA. RefSeq lists its product as uncharacterized. The coding region runs from base 441 to 1175 and encodes 244 amino acids. The record is from RefSeq and is a predicted model, not a curated record. The transcript has 6 exons. NCBI's taxonomy places the organism in Eukaryota, Metazoa, Chordata, Actinopteri, Scatophagidae.